GCUGUUACUUUUCCUAGCCGUAAAAGGCUGUUUUUUGUGACUUGGUUCAAAUGCUAAUGUUCGCUUGCUCUGUGUGUCUACAAACUUGUAAACAGUGGACCUUCAGGGCCAGUCUGGCAGAAUGCCCAAGAAAAAGAAAAACGGACACAGCGCACUAGCAGGCCAGUCAGGAGAAAAUGCCAGCGCUCAUUUUAACCCCGGGCCAGCGGGAGCAGCUGCAGUGACACGCGAUCUCUCGGGAUCUACUAUGACCGAUUUGAGUUUGCAGAACAAGGAUGAGAUCGUGAGGAGCAUGCAUGAUAUGUUUUCUCAUCUGGACCCUGAUGUGAUUUACAUCGUGCUUUCCGAGGCCGAUUUUAAAGUGGAACAUGCCAUGGAUGCUCUUCUAGAGUUGUCUGGUGCUGCUGAGGGCAAGACCACCACAUCUCCUUCGCUUUCAGGGUUUGAAAUGGCUGCUGCUCUGCUGGAACCACGACCAUCUCGCACUGAAUCAUCCACAAUAAGAUCAGUCAUAUCAACCGUGUCCAAUUCUGAAGACUCACAUCAGGAGCUCAGCCUGGAAACUCGUCUAACUGAAGAAUUUGAUACUCUUAUUGACCAGGAAAUGGAAUCGUUAGCGAUGGCCCAGCCUCUACCAUCCUCUAUUACCCCUUCUGUCUUGCCACUACCUUCUGAGUCAGAGCCUCUUUCAUCUGGUGCUCCACCGAGUCCUCUUCCAGCUCAAGAUGGAGCUUUGAUGGAGCUUGAUCAGCUGGAUGUGGAAAAUGACUUCAAAUCAGGGUCUUUAAGUGAGCAGAGUACCUACUCCACUGCCAAGAUGGGUGAUGCUCAAAGAAAUGCUUCACCAAUAAACGAGCUCAGUUUGGGGGGUGUAUCCUUGCCCCAGGAGACUGGUAUCUCUGUUGAUUUUAGUCACUUGACCCAAGAUUCCCCCCUUACUGCCCCAAGACCUUCAGCUUUUAAGGCCUACCGCAGACCCGACGAGUUUCGGAAGCCAACAUCAGCACCGGUCCCACAGUCUCAAAGUCUGCACACACUCUGGAAUAUUGAAGCUCCAGAUUUCAAGCCCUAUGUGGAGGAACCGUCUUUUAUCACACCUGUUGUGCAAGCCCCUAACCCCUGGACAACUAAUCCUGCUUCUUGGACUCAAUGGAUGACUCCCAGUCACGCUCCUCUGAAGCCCUCGGCUACUGUUCCUAAGUCAUGGAUGCCUUCUCAGAGUCGACUCAGACUGGAAGGGCAGGUACUGGUGCUGCUCAGAGGAGCUCCAGGAUCGGGCAAAAGUACACUUGCCAGUGCAAUGUUGGAGCAAAACCCGGGUGGAGUUGUCUUAAGCACUGACGAGUAUUUCACCCACGAUGGAGUUUACCAUUACGAUCCACACUUACUGGGAGAGGCCCAUGCGUGGAAUCAUCGGAGAGCAAAAGAGGCGUUUGAGAAAGGUCUGACCCCUAUAAUUAUAGACAACACCAAUUUGCAGUGCUGGGAGAUGAAGCCCUAUGUUGCAUUGGCACAGAAGCAUAAAUACAGAGUGCUGUUCCGUGAACCCAACACCUGGUGGAAAACCAAACCCAGAGAGCUGGAGAAACGUACUAAACAUGGAGUAAUGAAGGAAAAGAUUCGGCGCAUGCUGGAGAACCAAGAUCGUUAUGUAUCUGUCCAGAAUAUAAUGGCUUCACAACCCAAACCCACAGCCAUCUAUGGUGUGGAUGUGUGUCAAACACAUCCAACAGAGCAACCUUCAGUAAGCCAUCCUGACCUACUGGGUGACCCUGGGAUUGGUAAACCUGGUAGCUAUCUCUCCUCCUCUCUGCCUGAUGUUUCAUCGGUUGGUUGUAAAUCUAGUUCAUCAAGCACGGGUGCAGCAGGAAGCAACAAUGGAUCACAUAGUUCCAAGGAAUGCAUGUCCUCCCAGGAAGAUGUUACAGAACAAUUUGAAGCACCACAGCCUGAGCAUGUAGAUGAAGUUGAACUGGAUGCCUGUAUGGCAAGGAACUUGGAAGAGCCUGUGUUGUUUGCAGAGUCGAUUGGCCAGCGGGUGAAGAGAGUGAGAGAGCAGGCCAGAACUAUAGAUGGAGAUGCUAGCACUCUGAACUGUAACAUUAUUGAUCCUGUAAGGAAAGCAAGUCAGGAUGAUUACACUGUGGAUCAUUACAUCGUGGAUGAUGCUGUCAGUUCAAAUACAGAAAAGCUUGAAUUUGUGGGAGAUUGGCCCUCUGAAAGCCUCGAACAGCGAGGACAACGGAGUCGGAAGUCAGUGUCUCAGAAAGUGGAAAACCCAAAUGAAGAAAUGACAAAAUCUAAAGAAGAUGCAACUAAAUCUGACAAUGAAUUUGCAGGAGAUUUUAAAUCUAACACCCCAAAUAAGACAGAGUUCCAGAAACUUCUAGAUCUUCUUCUAGGAGACAAUAAUGAAAUUACCCAAGAAACAACUCAGGACUUCCUACCCUUAGGUGGUGACAGAAAUCACUCAGUCUUAGUGACUAAGGCCCAGCCAGUUCUCCCUGACUGUGUCCUUGAUGGAAAGUCUGAAAUAUCCAUUGAUCCAGGAAAAGGUGACUCUCAUCCCCCAAGCCCCAUCAAAGAGCUUGAAGCCAGUCAGAAUGAGUCUUCUAAAAUGGAAACAAAAGAGGCAUGUGCAGAUGUACAUUCUCCAGCAAAUGGAGUAACUUCUCUGGAGAUGGGUUCAGAGCUGAAAGAUAAACCAAACAGUGAUGCAAACCUCUCCAUUAGCUCAGGAGGUGAGGUGGAGUGUAGUUCUGAAUCUGUCCGGGAGAGAAGGAAAGUUCCCGGUCGAAGGGCAGGAAAAUCCUGCAAAUUGGCACUUACAUUCACGCAUCAAAGCCCUUCAUCUUGUCUUCAUAUUGGGUCUCCAGUCACCUCACCGCAGCAGUCAGAGCUGAGUCCUUCACCAGAAAUGAUUUUAACAACAUGCCCCAGUGCCUUUGCCCAAACAGAACCUCAGGACUUUGCCCUCCUUUGGCGAAUUAACCAGGAAAAAUGUUCUGAGACAGAGUCAGACAGCUCUACCAAGCAAAUAGUUAUUUUGGAGGGAAACCCUGAGCGUUUUCUUCCAAAAAUAACUGAAAAGAACUCUUUGGAGCAGCAAGUGAUACCAUACCGUGUGUGUCAUGAGAAAGGCUCACAGGUAGAAGAGAAUGAUUUGAGAGAAUUACCAUUGAGUAAUUACAACCUGGAAAUACUUAGCCACCAUUUUAAACAUGUUCCCAAGGAGACUCUGGAGGACUUGUAUGAAAAGUGUUACCAGGAUUUAGAGUGGACCACCAACUUGCUACUUGAUUCAGGUGAACAUCUUUCUAAGGAUGAUGAUCAAGAUUUGGAAGGCUGUGGUUUAUUAGCUCAGGGUGCAAAGGAAGAAUCUAGUGAUCAUCAGGUGACAGGGGAGUCAAAAAUAAACUGCACAAAAGACACAGUAAGAGAAGAGACUGACAGUAAUUGCUGUGAAAACCCUGCUAUUAUAGUACCAAGUAACACUAGCGUGACUGUGAGCAUUGUUGAUGAGGAACCUGAGGACAUUAAUGACCAGAGCGUCAAACCUUUAGAGCAUCAACCUAAAGAGCCAGAACAAAGCAUGCAUGCAAAUGAACCUCCCGGAGAGAAUAAAGCGUUAAAAGAUUCUUUACAUACAGAGUUAGAAAGUGAAGUCCCAGAUGCUUGGGUAUUUGAGAAGUAUGUUGACGGAGGACUUGCGGAUGAGCAAGAAGAAGACAGAGAGGUAAAAGAAGAAGUAAACACAAUGUUGUCACUGCUUGAAGAGAUGGAGUGCAAGAAGGAGGAAGAAAGAAAGGAAAGAGAAAAAGAGAGAAGAGGUCAGAGGAAAAAUGGGCCGAUGAACAUUCAGACUCUGGAGCUGAAAUUAACCACAGAACUUGCUCUACAGCUCACAGAGUUAUUUGGGCCUGUAGGGAUCUCCCCAGGUGAGUUCUCCCCAGAAAACUGCUCAGUGCUGAUGGACCUAAAGUUAGCCAAACUCCUGCAUCAGAAAUGGAAAGAAACUAUCCAGGAAAAGCACAGACAAGCAGCUCUCUCCUAUCAUCUUCUACAAGAGAGUUCUGAACACUGGGGCGAGUCACAGUCAGCCACCGCUGGGUUCAGGGACUCGGCUGCUCAAUUUCUGAUUGGCGCAGACGGUUAUUCGUCACUCAGCAACCAAUCAGCUUUCCAAGAAGGCUUUCCAUUCAUGGACCACUGGAAUGUGUCCCGCCCCCCAGUUUCCCUCAGGGACAUCAUGCUUGAAGAGCAGGUGUUGCAGGACAGUUUAGAGAAGUCUAGAUUAAGUCGCUGGGAUCUGGACAAGAAAGAUGGAGCAGCUAUAGUAAAGGAGAAACAGCUCUUUGCUCUCUUCCCCACCAUUGACCGGCACUUCCUCAGGGACAUCUUCAGAGACCACAAUUACUCUCUGGAGCAGACUGAGCAGUUUCUACACACUCUAUUGGACGAUGAACCUGUGAGAACUGUAGUAGCACCUGAAUCUGUCCCGGAAAAUAAUGAAAAGCGUAGAGUUCCUAGCAAAGAGAGGAAGCAGAAGAGUGAGAUAGACUUGGCACAGUUCCAGGACAUAGAAGAUCCUGAAUACCAGGACUUUCGUACAGAGGCUACGCUUCAGAGGCAACGGCAGCAGGAGUGCUUUGAUAAAGCCGCCGAAGCCUACAGACAAGGGCGCAAGGAUGUGGCCAGCUUUUACGCUAAUCAGGGUCACUUACAUGGGCAGAAGAUGAAGGAGGCAAACCAUCGAGCAGCAGUGCAAAUAUUUGAGCGUGUUAACUCUACACUUCUGCCUCAGAAUGUUCUGGAUCUACAUGGCCUGCAUGUCACUGAGGCUCUGCAACACUUACAGCAGGUUCUCGCUAUAAAAACCACAGAAUGGCAGCAGGGCUUUUGCCGUCCCCAGCUCUCAGUCAUCACAGGGAGAGGCAACCACAGCCAAGGCGGUGUGGCUCGCAUCAGGCCUGCUGUUCUCGACUACCUCAGGAGCAAACAUUACAAGUAUACAGAGCCUAAAGAGGGUCUAGUGAUCGUCAUGCUACAUUGCGCUGAUUAGCUGCUGCUGUGAAAUGACGGGAACUUACUUUCUUCCUACAUAUUUUCAUACUGCAAACACUUUCUCUCUCUUUGUCUCUCACAUCUGACCUUAUUUUCAUACAUUUCAUUAUGUCUCACUCUGUCUCUCUCUCUGUCCCUCUUUGCUUCUGUCUGUCCAUCAAUCUCUCUCUCUCUCUCUGCUCAUAUAUGUAUAUAAGAUACAAGAAACUCUACCUUUGUAAAUAUUGUAAAAAGAAAGAUGGUUCUAAUAUCUGUGUAGAAAAUGUGCAGAACACAUUUGACUCCAUCAUUGGAAUGUUAAUGCUCACAUGGGUUUGAGGAAAGUGCUAAGCAAUAAUUAUCUGUCCUGUUACUGGUACUAAUCAGGCAAUACUUUUCCAAGUCAUUCUUAUAUUGAACAGUAAGUCUAGCCUGUAAUGUAAAAAACAACAGUUUUUACUUUUCCUGUUGAAACACAACACAGAGAAAUUAUUGUUUAUAUUAUUUAUCAAAUACUUGUGGACCAAUUAUGUAAAAUCAUGCUGUUUGAUUUAAAUUUUAUUUAAGUCUUUUAUACAGUUUACACUUUAGAAGGAGUGUGUGUGUGUGUGUGUGUGUGUGUGUGUGAAUUUAGUUAAAAAUUAACAGCUUGUGUCAUACUAAUUUUAUUGUGUAAUCUUAAACCAUCGUUGUUCAGUACCAGCUUUAGUCCUUCUCCUGUGUUUUUUUUCCCUGAUGAAGUAUAUUAAAUAACUCUUAAAAAAAAUAAUUUAAUGGAAUCUAAUUGGACAGAAAGUAUUUACAAACAGAAUUAUUGUGGGGGGAAAAAAUGUAUUAUGUUUUUGGAUAUUUUAUAAGUGUUGUGGUUUGCAGCGCUUGUAUUUUAUUAUCAUUUUACAGUUUGUAAAGCUGCUCUUCUUAAAGAUACCUAUGAAGUUACUUUUCAGAUUUGUAUAUCUUGAGGAAUAAAAUACAUUUUUAAAAAAUAUUCAGUCUUUUCUUAGGCAUUUAUUUCUGUAAAGAAUUUUAACGAUUAAAGAAAAAAAACAGCUAUAAUAUUUUUAACUGUGUUUACGAACACAAUAUUCAGUCCUGCGUUUAGAUUCUGUUUAGUCCUGUUUUCAUCAGUAAAUUAUUUACACAAGCCACUUAAUCAGACCUGAGGGGAAAAAUUUAAAGAAACGAGCUGUGAAAAUCUUUAUUUUCUAAGCUAACGCUUUUAGCCAUGUAGCUAGUUUCUGGUCCAUUUUACUACAUUAAGCUGAAUCUUUACAUACAGUAGAUGUGUGUUAUUGGAUAUUCCAUAACAAAGGAUCUGCUACAGAAUCUGAACUGGUUCAUGCUUAGAAAACUAAACAGCCUGUAAAUACGACAGUCUUGUAUAUUUUUUAUGUGCUUUCCUGCAACUGAUAUGCGGUGGUGGCUCAAGAGGUUAAGGCUCUGGGUCGUUGAUCAGAGGUUCAAGCCCCAGCACCGCCACAUUGUCACUGUUGGGCCCUUGAGCAAGGUCCUAGCGCUGACCCUGCGCUCUGACCCCAACCUCCAAGGAUGGGAUAUGCGAAGAAAGAAUUUCUCUGUGCUGUAAUGUAUAUGUGACAAAUAAAGGCUAUUUCUAUUUACUGAGCUGCUUGUGGACUGCAAUCAAGCAGAUGACGACUGAUCCAGAAUAUAAUAAACAAUCAUGUAAAUAACUCUGUCUAUGAAUACACACUACAGUAAAUGUUUACUUUAUCAAUCAUUAUAUACUUUUGUGCCUCUGUCACACAUUUAGAAUAUAGAAUAUUAUAAAGCUUAAGCCACAACAUUUGUCCCUUUAAUAUCUGCAUCAGAGAAAGGAGUUAUAGGCGUUAAGCCCUUGAGUUUAUGCACUGUGUCACUUGUGAUGGUUUUUGUUCUUUUCGUAAUUUAUCAAUGAGCACAUGUAUGCGACUUUUCAUCACAAAAAAGCCUAGCGUAGCUUUCUGUAGUUUCUGCAGAAAUCGUUGGUGGGGGG
Messenger RNA from Hemibagrus wyckioides, 7036 nucleotides. It is a transcript of the gene n4bp2, whose product is annotated as NEDD4 binding protein 2. The transcript has 16 exons. Gene Ontology annotation, molecular function: ubiquitin binding. The coding region runs from base 122 to 5062 and encodes 1646 amino acids. The record is from RefSeq and is a predicted model, not a curated record. NCBI's taxonomy places the organism in Eukaryota, Metazoa, Chordata, Actinopteri, Siluriformes, Bagridae.